GGGCCGCCGGGCGAGGGGCGCGGGAAGGGGCCGCCGGGGCGGCCGUCGGGGCCAGCGUCGGCGGUCGCGGCGAUGGGCAGCGCGAGGGGGCCCGGCGGGGCCGCCCUGCGGGCGCUGGUGUCGGUGGCCGCCGGGCUGUUGGCCUGCGGCGGGGCCAGCGAGUACGACUAUGUCAGCUACCAGUCCGACCUGGGCCCCUACCCCGGCGGGCGCUUCUACGCCAAGCCCCACCAGUGCGUGGCCAUCCCCGCCGACCUGCGGCUCUGCCACAGCGUGGGCUACGACAAGAUGGUGCUGCCCAACCUGCUGGACCACGAGACCAUGGCCGAGGUGAAGCACCAGGCGAGCAGCUGGGUGCCGCUGCUCAACAAGAACUGCCAUAUGGGUACCCAGGUCUUCCUCUGCUCCCUCUUCGCCCCCGUCUGCCUGGACCGGCCGGUCUACCCCUGCCGCUGGCUCUGUGAGGCUGUCCGUGACUCCUGUGAGCCCGUCAUGCAGUUCUUUGGCUUCUUCUGGCCAGAGAUGCUCAAGUGUGACCAGUUUCCCCAGGAUGAUGUCUGCAUUGCCAUGACAACUCCCAAUGCCACCGAGGUCUCCAGGCCCAAAGGAACGACUGUGUGUCCCCCUUGUGACAACGAGAUGAAGUCCGAGGCCAUUGUGGAGCACCUGUGUGCCAGCGAGUUCGCUCUUAAGAUGACCAUAAAGGAAGUGAAGAAGGAGAAUGGGGACAAGAUGAUCAUCCCGCGGAAGAGGAAGGCGCUGAAGCUGGGGCCCAUCCGCAAGAAGAACCUGAAGAAGCUGGUGCUGUUCCUGAAAAACGGGGCAGACUGUCCCUGCCAUCAGCUGGACAACCUGAGCCACUACUUCCUCAUCAUGGGCCGUCAGGUGAAGACCCAGUACCUGCUGACAGCCAUCUACAAGUGGGACAAGAAGAACAAGGAGUUCAAGAAGUUCAUGAAGAAGAUGAAGUCUCCCGACUGCCCGACGUUUCCGUCCGUUUUCAAGUGAUGGGUGGGCGGCGGGAGAGCCGCUGCCCUGGCCUGUGCCACCGGGCACUCUGCAGCAGGGGUGCUGGAGCCAAGCCCUUCUGCUGCUCCAUCCUGCUCCUCAGAGCUCCCUCACUGACCCCAGCCCUCCCACAUCCCCGCUGCCGGUGUUUGCCUGAUGGCCCGGGCGUGCGACGUGCGGGCACCGAACAGUCUGUCCACGGUAUCUAAAGACCUGUUACCCCACAGAUACAGCCACUGAAACAGCAGCUGGCAGGUAAAGAGGGCAAGCAGAGGGGUGUGAGGUGAUGUCCAGAGGUUACACACCUGCAGAAAGGACCCUUGUGACCGUGUCACUCCUGUCUUCGUGGCUACAGGAUUCACCCUGAAUUCCUGUACGAAGCAGAGCCAGCUGAUUAGACAGACAUCCCAUCCUCACAAUCCCACAACCUCUGAUAAAACCUCCUGAUAGCUAAUUGCCCUCACUGUAAAAAGAUCCUGUUAUAGUCUAAACCUGCUUUGUCUAAACCUUAACCCCAGGUCCUCGUGGUGCCUUGAUGGGCUGGAGCCCUCCCUCACCAGCAUCUCUUGCAGUGUCUCACCGGGUGCCUGCCCUGGCCUCUGCCACGCCGUGCCCAGCACUGAGCUGCUCCCUGGCAGCCCUGCAGUUGGUACACUGACUGUGGGCCGGGGGCAGAGGGGGCUCUGUGCCUCUACCUGUGCCUUCAGCCUCCCGUGGGCCCCAGCAGGUCCAGCUGAGCUGCCCUGCCCUCAGCCUGGCGGGGCAGUGCCCUGUGCAGGUGGCCGGCGCUGCUGGUGCCCAUUUUGGCCCCUGCAAAGGUUGCCCUGCUGGCCCAGCUGGGGUUCCAGCUGGAGAGAGCUCAGGGCCAGCUCCCCCAGCUUGUGUCACUCCCUCACUUUAGCAGUGAUGUUUUGAUAGCUCCUUCAGGCUGCUGGCGGAGGACCAGAGUGCAGGAGGCUGAGGACUCGUCCCCACGGAGCGCUGCAGGGAACGCAUCGUCUGUGCCUCUCCCUCUUUGCUGUCUCUCUGGGACCCAUCAGCCUGGGUUUUGUCUGUUUGAUCUGUGACAACUUGGCUUUGUAUCAUUCUGCAUUUUUUUUCCCUAAUCAGAAUGUUGUGUUUGUAUGAUUUCAAAUAGUUUAUGAAAGACAAAGAAUAUCUCAUCCAAGUGAUUACAUUUAUCGACCAAACUGAAAUGCAUUAUUCUGUUAAUUGGACAAGCUCUCUUUUCCAUGGACCCAUAUCAUUCCACAUUCAUCGUCCUUCCAGCUUCCAUUCAGUAUUCUCAUCCAUCAUCAGUACUCUAAGAGAAUGAAUAUCUGAGAUCUGAGAUAAUCCUGUUGUAUCAUGGUUAAAUGAAAUAACAAAUCCUCAUUUUUGAGGUUUGAACCAAGCUCACUCAAAGCUGGUAAAUUAAUUAUUCCUUAGCUCAGGAGUGCUGUCUAUUCCCCAUGUGGGAACAGAGCUGUGGACUUGGUUGUAGAAGAAUUCCACGAAGAAGCCAAGCACUCUGAGGAGUGAUGUUUCACAGCUAACAGAGAGAUGGAUUUAGGACAUGAACUUUGUAGAAAGUCCCACUAGGUUGUCUUAGACCACCAUUUGUAGUAGUGUUGUUUCUUCAUUGCAAAAUUAAUCAUUGUAGAUAAUGUGCUUUUAUCAGUGAAGUAAAGAAAUAAAUAAACAAACCACAGGCUUUAACAUCA
Myiozetetes cayanensis is the source of this 2711-nucleotide messenger RNA. RefSeq names its product secreted frizzled related protein 1 (gene SFRP1). Gene Ontology annotation, biological process: non-canonical Wnt signaling pathway; canonical Wnt signaling pathway; negative regulation of canonical Wnt signaling pathway. The record is from RefSeq and is a predicted model, not a curated record. Gene Ontology annotation, molecular function: Wnt-protein binding. The coding region runs from base 73 to 1008 and encodes 311 amino acids. The transcript has 3 exons. NCBI's taxonomy places the organism in Eukaryota, Metazoa, Chordata, Aves, Passeriformes, Tyrannidae.